AUGAGUGCACUGAAAGGUGAGGUGCAUCUGCGUCUCCGAUUUCUGCUUUUGCUGCAGCUGCAGCUGCUGUCCUACGUCGCCGUGGGGUCCCGCACCGGCGACAUGGCCGCGACGCUUCGGGGGAACCUCAGGGCCGUGGAGCUGGCCCUGUGUAAUUUAGUUGCUGUCGAAAGGGAUUACGUGCAGCACAUUUUCAAUGGGAAUCCGCCGCUGGAAUACAAACUGAAAUGCUUAGAGCCCAUCCCGGGAAUAACCAUCCCGGUGGGGAACAGCAGCGCCGAGGUCCGAGCCGCCAUCUGCUCCAUCAACGACUACCUGGGCCGACACCUGCCACCCAUCAUAGGGAAUCUGACCUGGCAGCACCGAGACCAGCUGAUGGGCAACGCCAGCGUCUUUCACAGCCAGUUCAAGGCUGCUGUGGAGCUGACGGCGCGCCAGCAACGUGGCAGCGAUGGAGAUGGAGGAGACGGCGGCACGCCAACGGAAUGCCGCCGACCAAUCAGGAACUCGCACGGCUACGUUUUGAAAAAACACGGCCUCCGCAUCAUCUACUACACUCGCAGAUGGGUGGAGGCUUUCACCAGUUUACAGCCCAACUGUGAUUAUCCUUCUUGAAGAACUAUCUUUAGUUUUCAUUGACUGACUUUGACGCACUAGCUGCAGAAAAUACAGCUUUAUUUUAUUUAUUUAUAUAUUACUAUAUUUAUUUUUUUCUAACA
Phycodurus eques (leafy seadragon) is the source of this 719-nucleotide messenger RNA. RefSeq lists its product as uncharacterized. Bases 1 to 615 code for a protein of 204 amino acids. NCBI's taxonomy places the organism in Eukaryota, Metazoa, Chordata, Actinopteri, Syngnathiformes, Syngnathidae. The record is from RefSeq and is a predicted model, not a curated record. The transcript is spliced from 2 exons.